CUGCUGGUGUAGUUUCUUCUUUUACUAUGUAUAUUCAUUGGGAUUGAAUAUUUAUCCAUGUAUCUAUUCAAGUAGAAGGAAGAUUGCAUUAAACAUUUCCAUUCGUUAACAUCAAAUUUUAUUUGAAAACGUCUUCUAUUAGCAAAUAAAUCACUAUUCAAGUUGUUAUCUCUAGUUAAUCUAAUGAAUACGCCUCAGUCUACUGAUGGGGCACAGCCAUCACCUAGUUCAGUGCAUCAAUCGGUGACUACGGCUUCAACAACAUCAAAGGAUAAAUCAGCACCCAAAACUAGUAAGACCCCGUCGCCACCUUUGAAAAACAAAAAGACAUCACCAAUAAAUUCCAAGUUAUUAUCCAAUUUGAAGAGCUUUAAUAUUGAUCGAUCAAAAUAUAAACACUAUGGACACAAUUCGCUGAUGAAUAGCCAAUCUUUGGAGCAAAUUAUCAAACAAGGAGAUGAUAAACAUGCUAAGGAUCAAACGAGUCCAACUAGUGAAGGAGGCUUAAGUCCAUCUUUUGAAUCGAUUGAAGAAGACGAGGAACCAGAUAAACAUUAUAUCAUUGAUCAAUCAAUUGCCAAAAUUUUGGAUUUGCCAUUAUCUACAUUAAAAUCAAGUUGGCCUUAUCAUACUGAUACUUUGAAUGAAAUAUUGAAAUUGAAAAUUGAAGAAGAAAGAACAAGACAAGUUAUCUUGAAACAAGAGUUUGGCUCGACGAUUCUUGAAUUAUUAAAGGUGGCCAAAUCCAUGAAUAUUAAUGGAGAAUUGAUUCCGCUUCUUUUCUUAAAUGAAAAUGAAGAAAAUCAUAAUCUUGACCAUUUGAAACUUACUUUGAAAAAUUUAAAAGAAAAAUCAGUUCCUGACACUCCUAAGACUUCAAUAAAGAGAAAGUAUCUGGAAACAAGUCAAUUACCUUCGUUUAAUGAAACGGCUGAAAAUAUUCGUAUGUCUUUAUCUAUUCCUUCUAAUCAACCUCAAAAUAUCAUUUCUCCAAUAAGAUCCCCUGAUAAAUCCUAUGCUUUACCCAUUCAUCAUAAACGCACCGAGUCCGAUUCAAGUGAUAUGAAGGAGAGUAUCACUAAAAAUAACUCGCCUUCUACUAGUUUGGCUAAACCAGUUUAUCUGCAACAACAACUGCCAAAUAUUCCCGAACAAAAAACUCAAGCUCCUGUUUAUCCGGUUUAUUAUACUCCAGUUCCACCUCAAGGGAUACCACAACAGCAGCAACAACAACAGCAACAGCAACAACAACAACAACAGCAACAGCAACAACAAGAUCAAAAACAAGGUGACAACCACACCACUGUCUUGGGGUCUCCGUAUUCUCAAAAAUAUCAACCUUAUAUGUAUCCCCAAUAUCAACACGGUAAUUUUGUCCCUCAACAAGCUCCCCAAUACUAUUAUGUUGCUUCUUCUCCUUCAAACCAAAACCCUUCCUCCCACCAAAAUCAUCCUCAAUACAUCAUGUCUGGGCCUCCCCCUCCUCCUCCUCCAGGUAUGAUGAUUUCUCAGUACCCUCAGAUCCCCAUCCCUUAUGGAGCUACGUCUAUUCCUGAGUCCAACACUUCUCCAAGAGAAGAAACGUCUACUACCCCUGUUCCUCCUCCUGCUGCUGCUCCAACCACUGCUCCUACUCCUGUUUCUGCCCCCACUCCUUCAAAUUCCCAAAGUACUAAAAAGCAUAAAUCCAAUAAAUCUUCUAAUAUCAAUUUUAUGAUUACUACUCCUAAAAAUCCUCCUGCUAAAAAGUAUAAUAAUACUAACAAGGAUAAAUCAAAUUGAUUCUACUUAUUCUUUUUCUACGAUUCAUGAAUAUUUUUCAAUUCAUUCUAUUCUCGAAAUUCUAUCUUACGUUCUUUCGUGUUAUUUCAUUUCUACAUAUUUCUUUCAUUAUUGCCUUGAUUAUUUAUUCACUUCUUAUCCAUAUUGCGGUUUUCUUUUAUCUUACUCUAUUUAAUACCCAUUAUAGCAUCUUAAUAGACACUUCGUAAAUAAGCAAUCAUUUGUAAUCCUGCCAAUGACUCACAUUCUUCCUCUUUAUUAAUGUCUUGUCACGAGUUUUAGCUGCAAACAAGAUCUGGACAACCUCUUUGCU
Molecule: messenger RNA, 2095 nt
Organism: Hyphopichia burtonii NRRL Y-1933
Lineage: Eukaryota; Fungi; Ascomycota; Pichiomycetes; Serinales; Debaryomycetaceae
Exons: 1
Coding region: 184-1782 (532 amino acids)
Source: RefSeq, a predicted model, not a curated record